AUGGUUACACCGCCAGGGGGUGACAGAUGGUGCAUGAUGGUGCUCUUAGAUUUCACCAGCAACAGGCUCUGGGCGUGGGACAUGGACGAGGAUAAGAAGGGCGUCGGCGAUGUGCAAAGCUUGCUGGUUCGCUGGUACAGCGAGAUUGAGGUGCCGCUGGUGAUUUGGAGCGACGGCUCUCAGUUCAGGUCGGUGCUCUCCGAGGCGGUCAAGCUUUCACUUGGAGUUGAGCCGCGGUUCAUUCCACCGGGCCGGCCGCAAUCGAACGGCCUCGUCGAAGUGAUGAACCGUGUACUUGACGGAAGUCACGGCGGUGACCGUAGCCAGCUGAUGCUGGCCGUGGCUGCACACAACGCGAUGCCGACGAGGAAGCACGGCAUCUGUCCGGAGGCCAUUUGGCGGGCCUGUAGGCCCGUCGAAAGCCGAUGGAAACACAAGACUGUGCAAAGCGUUCUCGGCCAUCCCCCGACAGACCUGUCUUCUGAGGAGUGGGAUAGCUUCCUUAGCGCUCAUGCUGCCUUGACAACUGACGACUACAAGCAGGCUAUUGCUACAUUUGAGGCUAAGAUGCAGCCUGUGCAGGAAGCGCUUCAAGAUCAACACGCACGCUCCGCCCUUGCGCAGCAACUCAAGUAUCAGAGGAAGAAGACACGGGCGUCUGCAAUGCCUCUUCUCAGUGGUGACCGAGUGAUUGUGCGAGCUUCCCAGUACCGCUCAGCCUGUGGCUAUGGUAAGUUCGAGACAGACAAGGGUGGCGGUUUGAAAGAAUAUGUUGUGAAAAGCAUCAACUCUUCCAUUGCUCAGAUCGAGGAGUUGGGUACCGGUGUGCUGGGCUUCAAGCAUGUGGGGAUGCUCAAGGCGCUGCCAAAUUCUAUGCCUUCGAAUGUGGCUGAUGAUCCUGGGCCUAGCCCUCGGGCCAAGCGCCAAUUGGAGCGCUUGCCACCUAUCGGCCCAUUCUUUCAGAUAGCUGCAGAUACGGAUGGCGGGUGCAUGUUUCGAAGUCUGGCCAUGGGCUUACAGUUUCUUGCAGGGGUGCCGCCGCAUCGUCUCGAAGACAACGAUCAGCAGGUGCUGCAGCUGCGUCGCUCCUUGAUUGCGUACUCUGAAAGGCAUGUGCGAGGCCUGCCCCGGCAGGAGCUGCUGACGCUUUCUGAGUUAGCGGCGCAUGAGCUGCGAGAUGACCCUUCCUGGAAGACCUCAUUCAGCUGGGAUGCUUUUCACCAGUACAUGAGCGAGCCCAAGAGAUACGGGACGUAUUAUUGGCUGGGCACGUUUACACGGAUGCAUUCUGUCGGGGUGCGGGUUUACAGGCUGCAGUCAGAUGCACUCGCGCUGUCAUGGCAGGAGCAGCCGCCAGGGGGUGUUGGUGCCGACACACGUCAUGUUUCACUUCUCAGGAAUGGUUUGCACUAUGAUUUGCUGGUUCUGAAUAUGGCUCCUGCGAAGAGGAUGCGCGGCAAGCAGUCCGCUUAG
This is a messenger RNA of Effrenium voratum, 1473 nucleotides long. The record is from the annotation of a GenBank genome assembly. Lineage: Eukaryota; Dinophyceae; Suessiales; Symbiodiniaceae.